Molecule: messenger RNA, 3399 nt
Organism: Anguilla anguilla (European eel)
Lineage: Eukaryota; Metazoa; Chordata; Actinopteri; Anguilliformes; Anguillidae
Product: NACHT, LRR and PYD domains-containing protein 3-like
Exons: 13
Coding region: 1-3399 (1132 amino acids)
Molecular function (GO): protein binding
Source: RefSeq, a predicted model, not a curated record
AUGGAUCAUCCAAUCACAUUCAGGGGAGAGUUCGCAGGUGAUCAAAGGGUCCAGGUAGAAAGAGCAGGGUCACCUGUACCCAGCUGUCUGUCUAUGAAGAGUGAUCGUUCAAUGGAUCAUCCAGUCACAUUCAGGGGAGAGUUCGCAGUUGAUCAAAGGAUACUGCAGUCUCUCCAGUCCUGCUCUUUAGAGGAGAACAGUUCUGAGAAAUUAUCUUUCACAAGACAGUCUCUCCUAUGCACUUUGAUGAAGCUGAAGAAGGAUGAGAAGUUGAAACUGUUUCAGAGCCAUCUGAGUCAGGAUUGCCCAGAAUGCUUUGAGAUUCUGUCUGAAGAUCCUUCUGUACUGGUUAAGUUAAUGAAGAUGAAGGAAUUGUUCAAAAGUCAUCGAAUUGAAGAUUACCCAGAAUGCAUUGCGAGAGAGCAGAAGGAUCCUGAGACCCUGUACAUAGUUGAGAAGUUGCUGGAGACCUGUGGCAGUGAGAGGUCUCUGAAGAUCACACUCCACAUCCUGAGGAACAUGAAGCAGAAGGAUCUUGCUGACUCACUGGAGAGAGAUGAGGAGCGCAAUGGAUCCAUAAAAAUAGCCCAGAAGGCACUUAAAUCUCAUCUGAAGAGGAAGUUUGAAUGCAUAUUUGAAGGUUUAGCAAAGCAGAGCGACCCAACCCUCCUCAAUGAGAUCUAUACAGAGCUCUACAUCACAGAGGGGGGAAGUGGGGGGGUCAAUAAUGAACACGAGGUCAGACAGAUUGAGACAGCAUCCAAGAGACAAACCACACAGGAGACUGCAAUACUCUGCAAUAACAUCUUUAAGCCUUUACCUGGACAAAAGAAACCCAUCAGAACUGUGCUUACAAAGGGCAUCGCUGGCAUUGGGAAAACUGUCUCUGUGCAGAAGUUCAUUCUGGACUGGGCAGAAGGAAAAGCCAAUCAGGACAUUGAUUUCAUCUUCACUUUUCCUUUCCGAGAUCUGAAUUUGAAGAAGGAAAGAGCAUUCAGUCUGAUGCAACUUCUGCAGCACUACUUUCCACAACUGAAAGAGAGCCAACGUGUUGAAGGUGAUGAGGUCAAAGUGGUGUUUAUCUUUGAUGGUCUGGAUGAGUGUCGACUUCCUCUAAAUUUCCAAGGUAAUGAGAUCUGCUAUGAUAUAACCAAAUCAUCAUCAGUGGAUGUGCUGCUGACCAACCUCAUUAAGGGGAAUCUGCUUCCCUCUGCUCUCCUCUGGAUCAUCUCCCGACCAGCAGCAGCCAAUCAGAUCCCUCCUAAGUGUGUCCACCGAGUGACAGAGGUACGUGGGUUCAAUGACCCACAGAAGGAGGGGUACUUCAGGAAGAGAAUCAGAGAUCAGAACCAGGCCAGCAGAAUUAUCUCACACAUAAAGUCAUCCAGGAGUCUCUACAUCAUGUGUCACAUACCUGUCUUCUGCUGGAUUUCUGCUACUGUUCUGGAGACAAUGUUGGGUGAAACAGAGAGUGGAGAUCUGCCCAAAACUCUGACUGAAAUGUACACACACUUCCUGCUCAUUCAGACUAAUGUGAAGAAUCAGAAGUACCAUGGCACUGAUGAGACAGACUCAAAGAAGAUGUCAGCAGCAGAUACAGAAAUCAUCCUGAAACUGGGGCAGCUGGCUUUUCUACAGCUGGAAAAGGGCAAUCUGAUAUUCUAUGAAGAGGACCUGAGAGAGAGUGGCAUUGAUGUCAGUGAAGCUUCAGUGUACUCUGGGGUGUGCACAGAGAUCUUUAAAGAGGAGUGUGGGUUGUAUCAGGAGAAGGUCUACUACUUUGUGCAUCUGAGCAUUCAGGAGUAUCUGGCUGCCUUGUUUGUGUUUCAUUCAUGUGUAAAUGAGAACAGAAAUGUACUCAGUGCAGAAGAAUCAGAACCUCACAGUGGCAGAGUGCAGCUGUCUGAGUUACACAGGACUGCAGUGGAUCAGGCCUUAGAGAGUAAGAAUGGACACCUGGACCUUUUCCUCCGAUUCCUUCUUAGCCUCUCUCUGGACUCCAGUCAGAUUCUCUUCGGAGGACUACUGACACAGACAGGAAGCAGAUCACCUGUACCAGACCUACAGACACAGACAGAAAGCAGAUCACAGAGCAUUAAUAAAACAGUCCAGUACAUUAAGGAGAGGAUCAGAAAGGAAUCUUCAGCAGAGAGGACCAUCAAUCUGUUCCACUGUCUCAGUGAACUGAAUGACAACUCUCUAGUGGAGGUCAUCCAGAAUUCCCUGAGAUCAGGAAGACUUUCUGAUAAGGAGCUGGAACCACACCAGUGCUCAGCUCUGGCCUUUGUGUUACUGAUGUCAGAGGAGGUCCUGGAUGAGUUUGACUUGAAGACCUACAACACAUCAGCAGUGUGUGAUGAGAGACUGGUACCAGUAGUCAGGAACUGCAGGAAGGCCAUACUGAACAGCUGUGACCUCACAGAGGAGUCCUGUGAUAUUGUGGCCUCAGCUCUCCAGUCGUCAAACUCAACCCUGAGAGAUCUGGACCUCAGCUACAAUAACCUGGGAGAUUCAGGAGUGAAGCUGCUCUGUGCUGGACUGAUGAGUCCAAACUGUAAACUACAGAGACUGGGACUGAACAGCUGUGGCUUCGCAGAUGAGUCCUGCAAUAUUGUGGCCUCAGCUCUCCAGUCAUCAAACUCACCCCUGAGAGAUCUGGUCAUCAACUGCACUUACAUGAGAGAUUCAGGAGUGAAGCUGCUCUGUGCUGGACUGAUGAGUCCAAACUGUAAACUACAGAGACUGGGGCUGGGAUGGUGUAAUCUCACAGAGGGCUGCUGUGAUGUUCUGGCCUCAGUUCUGCGUUCUCCUCACUCAGAACUGAGAGAUCUGGAGCUCAGAGACAACGAGCUGCAGGAUUCAGGAGUGACAGCACUCUCUGCUGGACUGGAGGAUCCACACUGUAAACUGCAGAGACUGGGGCUGUCAGGCUGUAGAGUCACACAGAGAGGCUGUGAUUCUCUGGCUUCAGCUCUGUGUUCAAACCCCUCACACCUGAGAGAGCUGGACCUCAGCUACAAUCACCCAGGAGACUCAGGAGUGAGAGCGCUGUCUGCUGCUAAACUGGACACACUCACACUGCUAGAGAAACUUGUGGACCAUGGAGGAGAGAACAGGACCAAACCAGGACUCUGGAAAUACGGCUGUCAGCUCACACUGGAUCCAAACACAGCGCACAGAGCGCUGUCUCUGUCUGAGGGGAACAGGAGGGUGACACACACACCGGGAAGAGAGCAGCCAUAUCCUGAUCAUCCAGAGAGAUUUGAGCACUGGGAGCAGGUUAUGUGCAGAGAGAGUGUGUGUGAGCGCUGUUACUGGGAGGCUGAGUUCACUCUGCCUGAGCAGGGGGAGAGAUGGACCACCAGGACGGCCGAGCCCAUCGACACCGGCGGCCGCUAG